Messenger RNA from Limulus polyphemus (Atlantic horseshoe crab), 1351 nucleotides. RefSeq lists its product as uncharacterized. NCBI's taxonomy places the organism in Eukaryota, Metazoa, Arthropoda, Merostomata, Xiphosura, Limulidae. The coding region runs from base 890 to 1351 and encodes 153 amino acids. The transcript has 10 exons. The record is from RefSeq and is a predicted model, not a curated record.
CAUUUCCGGCUGUUCGACGAACGAAGACGACGCUGCGAUCAGUGAUGUUGGAGGACCGCCAUAGUUCCCUAGUAUUGCUCAAGAUAGAAAGGAUAUGAAAGUAAAUUAAAAAUAAUGUGGCUUUGUUUUCUAGUACAAAGCUACACGAUGGGUUAUUUCUGCUCUGCCCACCACCGGUAUCGAUUUUUUAGUGUUAUAAGCCCUCAGACUUAACGUCGAAUUACCGGGAAGUGGGAAAUAAUGUGCUCUAAAUUCAUUUUGGCAGUGCAUAGAUAGCCUUAGAUGACUGCUAGUUAUAAAGACUAGACCAAUCAAAACGCUGAUUAGAAAAUCGCGGGAAUUACUUCUAUAGCCUAUAGGGGAAUGUCAAAUAAAAUUCUGUGAAUAAUUAGGCUUUAGGCGUAAGUUUACUUGAGCUUAUGUUUAGGCUAAAUUAGAGAGAUUGUUGGUAUUACGUGAGUGAUAGCUUAAAACUAAAUGCGUUAUUAAACGUAAAAGUAGAAUGAGCAGUAAAAGCGACCGAAGAACUUAUGAAGCGGUUGAAUUCAGUUAUAGUUGUCCUAUAUGCCUCUCUCCUCGACUGAAGAUGGUGACAGGGAUGUGCCAGCACAGAAUUUGCACUGAAUGUCUGUAUAACAGUGAAAAUGGUAUACUGAAAACAAGCAUGUCCAGGUGUCCAACAUGCCAACAACCUGCAGUAUUUCCACCAGAAAGGCCUAAUAUCCCAAAAGAUAACAUCUUGAUCCAGAAAAUGUUGGGAGUAAGACAGUGUCCCAAUUGUGGCUGUUUCAACGAAUUCUGGGAAUGGGAAUUAAGUGACCAUUUAAACCAGAACUAUAUAUAUAUGUAACGGGUGAUAGAAUUCAAUAAUCAACAAAGCACAAACAAGAUGGACAACAAAUUCCUGCUCUUUGCUUUUAUUUUUCUGGUCUGCUGUCAUGGGAGCAGUGGAUUUCUUGGAUGGAACCUUGUUUUGGAGCAACAGUUAUUUAACGCCCUCAUCUGCAAUGAGAAUGUCAAUAAUGGAACAAGAGUGGCACGAUAUGAGUGUGUUCUGAACGCAAAAUCCGAAGAUGUGAGGAACGCCAAACAACUGUGCCAGAACCAAACCGCACCGGGCCUAACCGAUCUGGAGUUUCUGAACCAACUUUGUACUAAUGCAACCGCCAGAGUAGAGUUUACUACAUGUGUGAAGAACGAGUUGAUUCCAACCCAAAACCAGUUUCCAUUUUUCUCAAUAUUCCAAUGGCUCAGAAUAAAUAGAAGGAACUUUAACUGCGGUGUUAACUUUAGUACUUUCCUGACCUGCUUAACUCACAACAUCCUGCCAUUAAAUUCACAUGUGACGUAG